AUGGCGUCCCAACUGGGAUACUCAGUGGGAGAAGACGCGGGAAUCCACUGUGAAACUUCUUUCUCUAGAAAUGGGGUCUCCCUGGAACCGUUUAAGAAGUACAGGAUACAACCAGUGAACCCAGACAAGGUUACUUUUGUAAUUGUUAAUGUGAGCAAAGAGGAUGGAGGGAUUUACACCAGCUAUGCUGUUGAUCGAAACACCUGGUUCCGAUCGGAACAAAGUGACCUUGUGGAGCUGCUGAUAAAGGAUACUGACCUGCCUAAACCCAGUAUCUCCAUGAGUCCUGGCUGGGUGGAAUUCCUUGGUAGUAACAUCACUAUUCAGUGCCGUGCUAGAGGUCCAGUCAAGAGGUUCUAUCUCCAUCGCUUUGGUUAUCCAUAUGCUGGGCUACCACGGAUGAUAGAGACAGAUGGGGACGUUGCUGACUUCCUCUUCAUCGAUGUGAGCUGGGAUCAGUUAGGGGAAUACUUCUGCACCUAUAGACCUCCAUGGGGGUUUCUUAUGUCCAUGCCCAGCAACACUGUGGCACUCCAGUUAUUAGAUACCAACCUUCUGGACCCACCAUCCAUCUCCCUGCGCCCCUUGGGUGGGGUUGAUCUUGCCACAAAUGUCACUAUCUCCUGCAUGACCACAGAAUGGUAUGACAAGACAUUCUAUCUCGAAAAGGCAGGAGGUCAAAUGCUCUGGGAGCUGUGGACCCGUCGCACUGUUGCCACUUUCUUCAUCAUCCAUGUGAACUGGGAACAUGGAGGAGAAUACAGAUGUACAUAUGCCAUGAGAAGGGCCAUGUCACUAUCCAGUGACCCUGUGGAGCUUCUGAUAAGAGAUCCUGAUCUACCAAGGCCCAAUAUCUCCUUGAGUCCCAGCAGUGUGGCUCUCCUGGGAAGCAACAUCAUCAUCUCUUGCUGGAUGGAGGGUCUCAACAACACAUUCUAUCUCCAUAAAGCUGGAAAGAGGAAGGCACCACAAUCAGUGGAGUCAAAGGAGGGCAUGGCCCUGUUCCAAAUCAGCAAUGUGAGGCUGAAUCAUGCAGGAAGCUACAGCUGCAGCUACCGAACACCAAAGCUUUUCAAGACCUCAGAGAACAGCAACAACGUGGACCUCUUGGUGUUAGGCCUGAAAUAUUCGUACUAA
Molecule: messenger RNA, 1137 nt
Organism: Sphaerodactylus townsendi
Lineage: Eukaryota; Metazoa; Chordata; Lepidosauria; Squamata; Sphaerodactylidae
Product: immunoglobulin superfamily member 1-like
Exons: 5
Coding region: 1-1137 (378 amino acids)
Source: RefSeq, a predicted model, not a curated record